AUGGUGGAAUUUAUAAAACAAAUUUAUGAUUACAUCAAAUGUUUGUCUUUUUCAAAACAAAAGUUACAAUUACAAGAUCAUCCCAAAUACGAAUUCGAAUAUGAAGUUCACGAUACCCAUACGCAGGAUGACAAAAAACAAUGGGAAACGAGAGAUGGAGACGCCAUCAAAGGUUCCUACAGCUUAAUACAACCGGAUGGAAGAAUAAGAAUCGUUACUUAUAGUGCCGAUAGUAAAAACGGAUUUCAAGCCGAAGUUAAAUUUGUAGGAGAAGCCCAACAUCCAACCGAAAAUUUCAAAUUCGGAAAAGAAGGACAAUCGUCUGCUGUUCCAAAAUUAAUAGAAAGCGGUGCAUUUCAAAACGCGCCAAUUCCAAUUAAUCCAAUGCAAUACGUUCCUGUACCUUAUACUUAUGGAUACACAAUAUACCAUACAUCCAUUAAACAAUAUCCGAUUGAAAAUUCUGGUGUUGGUUUGGGUUAUACCCUCGUACCUGUACCUGACUUGAAUAGUGGAAAUAUUGAAAGAGAAAUUCAACAAUCACCAAAUGGUGAACUUAUAUCAAAAACAUAA
Molecule: messenger RNA, 573 nt
Organism: Pediculus humanus corporis (human body louse)
Lineage: Eukaryota; Metazoa; Arthropoda; Insecta; Psocodea; Pediculidae
Product: cutile protein, putative
Exons: 3
Coding region: 1-573 (190 amino acids)
Cellular component (GO): extracellular matrix
Source: RefSeq, a predicted model, not a curated record